Molecule: messenger RNA, 1526 nt
Organism: Medicago truncatula (barrel medic)
Lineage: Eukaryota; Viridiplantae; Streptophyta; Magnoliopsida; Fabales; Fabaceae
Exons: 2
Coding region: 22-1392 (456 amino acids)
Source: RefSeq, a predicted model, not a curated record
AAUCGAAGACUCAAACCAAAUAUGAGGAUCCCUUCCCUAAACAUUGUUUCUGCAUGUUUUAUUAAACCUUAUCCCCCUAUCAAAGACUCAAACCAAAUAUGCUAUCUAACACAUUGGGAUAUUGCCAUGUUAUCUACACACUAUAUCCAAAAGGGACUUCUCUUCAAGAAACCAACAUCAUCACUAAACCAACAACACUUCAUUGAGAACCUAGUGGACAAACUCAAACACUCUCUUUCUCUCACACUUUUUCAUUAUUAUCCCCUGUCUGGUCGUCUUGUUACUAAAAAAUCUGAAGACCCUCAUUCUUACACUGUUUUCGUUGAUUGCAAAAACAGUCGCGGAGCUAGAUUUAUUCAUGCAACUUUAGAUAUCACCAUAAAUGAUAUUCUCUCACCAGUUGAUGUCCCACCCAUUGUCCAAUCGUUCUUUGAUCAUGACAAAGCAGUCAGCCAUGAUGGUCAUACCAUGUCUUUAUUAACUAUUCAAGUAACUGAAUUAUUGGAUGGUGUUUUUAUAGGUUGUUCCAUGAAUCAUUGUAUAGGUGAUGGGACUGGUUAUUGGAAUUUCUUUAACUCAUUUUCUGAGAUAUUUCAAAAUGAUAUUCAUGUUCUUGUUCCGAUUUCACAUCAACCUAUCCACAAUAGAUGGUUUCCACAAGGUUAUGGUCCGAUUAUCAACCUUCCAUUCAAACAUCACGAGGAGUUUGUUCACAGAUAUGAAACAUCCAUUUUAAGAGAGAGAAUCUUCCAUUUUUCAGCUGAGUCUAUAAUGAAACUGAAAGCAAAGGCAAAUGAAGAGUCUAAUACAAGAAAAAUUUCUUCGUUUCAAUCUUUAUCAGCAUUAGUUUGGAGAUCUAUAACUCGUGCACGUCAACUACAACACGGUCAGAGAACAACUUGCAAACUGGCUACAAACAACCGAACGAGAAUGGAACCACCUCUUCCGAAGGAAUAUUUUGGGAAUUCACUUCAUGCGGUGAGUGCUGAAACGACGGUAGGGGAAUUGCUGGAGAAUGAUCUAGGAUGGGCAGCAUGGAAAAUUCAUCUAGCUGUUGUAAAUCAUGAUGAUAAAGUGGUGCGUAGGUCGGUUGAAGAGUGGUUUCGUUCUCCUUUUGUGUAUCGAACAGAUUUGUUUUUUGAUCCUUACACUGUGAUGAUGGGUAGUUCACCGAGGUUUAAUAUGUAUGGGAAUGAAUUUGGAAUGGGAAAAGUUUUGGCAGUUAGAAGUGGAUAUGCUAAUAAAUUUGAUGGAAAAGUAACUUCAUAUCCAGGUCAAGAAGGAGGAGGAAGCAUUGAUCUUGAAGUGUGUCUUUCGCCGGAGAAAAUGAUGGCGCUGGAAGCAGAUGAAGAGUUCAACUUCUGGUGUUUACUCUCAUGUUCGAGUCUUUGAGUAUGUUAUGGUGUUUGGUUGGGAUGCAAAAUCUAAAUUAGUUUUAGGAAAAUAAUAUGUUGACGCCCAUUUUCCACCUUGAAAGAAGGAAAUAAAUGUAGGAUACUGUUCAAAUAUCAUUGCUAUUUGUUUUA